This is a messenger RNA of Amphimedon queenslandica, 1291 nucleotides long. RefSeq names its product deoxyhypusine synthase-like. Gene Ontology annotation, molecular function: deoxyhypusine synthase activity. The record is from RefSeq and is a predicted model, not a curated record. Gene Ontology annotation, cellular component: cytoplasm. Lineage: Eukaryota; Metazoa; Porifera; Demospongiae; Haplosclerida; Niphatidae. Gene Ontology annotation, biological process: peptidyl-hypusine biosynthetic process. The transcript is spliced from 8 exons. The coding region runs from base 36 to 1160 and encodes 374 amino acids.
GGUGUUAAUUACAAGCUCAGCCCACGUGUUACAACAUGGCUACCAGUGACAAAGGAUCAUCAGUUGCUCCUCCUCUAGCACAAGAAGCUGUACUAGCUCAGAGCCAGCCAAUGCCAGAAGGAUCCCAGGAGGUGAAAGGUUACUCCUGGGACAGUGUUACUGAUGGAAAGGUAGACUAUUCUGCGAUGCUUGAAGCAUACUUGACUUCAGGAUUCCAAGCUACUAACUUUGGACUAGCAGUACAGCAAGUUAAUGAUAUGCUUAAGUUAAGAUCUCAGCCGAUUGAUGAGUCUUCAUUGAAGCCAGCUUUAGAUGAGCCAGGAGACCGACCUGUUACUAACUGUACCAUUUUCUUUGGAUUCACUUCAAAUAUGAUAUCUUCUGGAUCAAGAGAAACUAUAAGAUAUCUCGUUAAAAAUAACAUGGUCGAUGUUAUUGUUACUACUGCGGGUGGAGUUGAAGAAGACAUUAUAAAAUGUUUAGGUCCUACAUACCUUGGGGAUUUCUCUCUGUCGGGCCGAGACCUUCGUAAACGAGGUAUCAAUCGAAUUGGAAACCUUUUAGUACCAAACGAUAACUAUUGCAAGUUUGAGACCUGGCUGACGCCAAUACUGAAUCAGAUGCUGGAGGAACAAAAAAAUGAUGGAGUUGUUUGGUCUCCAUCAAAAAUGAUAUCACGUCUUGGUAAGGAGAUAGACAACCCUGAAUCAGUUUAUUACUGGGCACACAAAAACAAUAUCCCAGUGUUUUGUCCUGCCCUUACUGACGGCUCUAUUGGAGACGUCAUAUAUUUCCAUACCUACUCCAAGCCUGGACUGAUCCUUGAUAUAGUACAAGAUAUUAGAAGAUUAAAUAGACAAGCACUGAGAGCUAUCAACAGUGGUAUGAUUAUACUGGGAGGUGGCCUAACUAAACAUCACAUCUGUAACGCUAAUCUAAUGCGCAAUGGUGCUGACUAUUCAGUGUUUGUUAAUACUGCCAGUGAAUAUGAUGGAAGUGAUUCUGGAGCGAGACCUGAUGAAGCCAUUUCUUGGGGUAAGAUCAAAGAAACUGCUAAACCAGUCAAAGUUUAUGCUGAUGCUACACUAAUCCUGCCGUUGCUAGUGGCACAAUCGUUUGCUAAGUAUCACUCUCUUCCGUCGUCAUGGAGACAUCAUUGAAGAAUUUUAGGUUUUUGAAAGUUAUUUAAUUUAUUAAUGAAACAUUAAAAUGAACUAACACUAUCAUACAAUUAUUAUGAACAGAAGGGGAUUAAAGACGAAACUGUGAGUGACAUGAUUAUAAAACCGAA